AUGUUCACCUUGGAGAUGGCUUCGCUGGAGGAAGAUCAAAGCCCUGGAGACGUCGUGCCAGAAAAACUGGCCAAACAAUCAGACGGGCACCAGCGUAGCUUGGUUUCCUUCCUGGACCUUGAAAGAUCUUCUGUCCAGAGUUUACGACUCCUGUACACUGCCUGCAAAGGAGUGCUGCGCCCGCCCCGGGGAGGCAGCGAGGACGGCGACUGGACGGCCGCGCGGGAGAAGCGGACCCGGCGGGCGGCGUCGGGGAGGGCGGUGCGGGGAGCCGGGCGGGGGCGUCCAGCCAGCCAGCCUGCCAUCCCGCGCGGGCACGGGCUGCGCCGCAGCUGCCGCCGGCCGCUCCGCCAAGAAGGCGCCCCCGGAGGAGCGAGAAUGGGCCAGAUCCGCGCGCGGCCCCGCCGACCCGCCUGCUGGGCUCUGCUGACAGCGGCCGCCCUGUGCUGCUGCUGCUGCUGCUGGGGGGCGGAAGGCCAGGUCUAUUAUUCUUGUGGGGCUCAGUUCAAUUCAUUGGAAAGAGGCUUAAUUUUAUCUCCUGGUUUCCCAAACAAUUAUUCAUCAGGCAUGCACUGUGUUUGGCGAUUUCUUAUUCCUGCUAAGACAUACUUAUUGUUGGAGAUUUUUGAUUUUGAUGUGUUUGAAAGCAUCAGUGAAAACCCGAAUGCCUGGGAUGGAUAUUUUUCUUUUACAAAAAGUACAAACACGGACUCUUCACCCAGUGAAGAAACCACAGAGUUUUCAAGCACCAUCUUCCCUGCCAAGACUUCAGUUCCCCAUGAUCUUGACUCAAAAGAUCUUGAUGAUGGCUUUCCAGAAGCUACGUCUCAGAACCUUGAGUGGAAGGAAUUCCAUCCAAGAGAACCCCAAGAAUUAGCUGUUACUCAACCAAGUAAAUUCCCAGUCCAGGGAGUAACCAAUGAUACCUUGACAAGACAAAUGUCUGAUGGAAAACGAGAGAAUAAGGACUUAGUGGACAAAAUAUUCUUUGCUCACUACCCUGCUAAGGAGAACGCCAAAGUUCCUCCGAACCAUUUAGGAAAGGUGAUUUUUGGAGAAGAUGUUGCCAUUUCAACAAUGAUAUUGCCAAUUAACAUCUCAUCCACUCCACCGUUCUCAGCUGAUGUUUGUCCCGAUGAUGUCUUAUAUGUCUCAGAUCUCACUGCCUUUUCUUCUCGCUUCUGUGGGACAAAAUCACCCUUAAACAAAAACAUGACCUUUGGAUCUUCUCUGAAGAUGGUGGAAGUUAUUGUGGAGCUGAUCACCACAACCGAUCGUGGGCGAGGCUUUGCCAUGCUCUUCGAAUACAAGAACAGUACAGAGAUGAUAAGUACAAACGAUGUCAAGGAUGGAGAAGAGAAUAUGAUGAUGAUGGUGGUCAUAACUGGGAUCCUGUUCUUUUCGUUGAUUCUUUUAUCCUCACUCUGUAUUGCGUGUAGGUAA
Candoia aspera is the source of this 1443-nucleotide messenger RNA. RefSeq lists its product as uncharacterized. Lineage: Eukaryota; Metazoa; Chordata; Lepidosauria; Squamata; Candoiidae. Bases 1 to 1443 code for a protein of 480 amino acids. The transcript is spliced from 3 exons. The record is from RefSeq and is a predicted model, not a curated record.